Messenger RNA from Neoarius graeffei (lesser salmon catfish), 2302 nucleotides. RefSeq names its product DEAH (Asp-Glu-Ala-His) box polypeptide 32a (gene dhx32a). The transcript has 11 exons. The coding region runs from base 1 to 2241 and encodes 746 amino acids. Gene Ontology annotation, cellular component: spliceosomal complex; intracellular anatomical structure. Gene Ontology annotation, molecular function: RNA binding. NCBI's taxonomy places the organism in Eukaryota, Metazoa, Chordata, Actinopteri, Siluriformes, Ariidae. The record is from RefSeq and is a predicted model, not a curated record.
AUGGCGCAGAGCAGCUGCGGUGUUUCCAAUGGAGAAAGCGUGGAGAUGAUCCAUGAAACGAGUUCUCUGGAGGAUCUGGAGGAGGUUGAUGAGGAGUUCAGUUUUGGAGAUGAUCUGGAGCUGAACCAGUUUGAUGGCCUUCCUUAUUCCUCCCGCUAUUAUAAACUCCUCAAGGAGAGACACCAGCUCCCUAUCUGGGCAUGGAGACACGAGUUUAUGAGUCUUUUAGAAACCACUCAGCUCAUCAUCAUCUCUGGGACAACACAAACAGGCAAAAGUACCCAGGUUCCACAGUGGUGUGCAGAGUUCUGUCUGUCAGCGCGGUACCAGCAUGGUGUUGUGGUAUGUAGUCAGGUCCAGAGACAGCAGGCUGUUGAUUUGGCUCUGCGUGUCGCUGAUGAGAUGGACAUUAAUAUUGGCCAUGAGGUGGGCUACAGCAUUCCACUGGAGAACUGCUGCUCCACUGACACGAUUCUCAGGUACUGCACCGAUGACGUGUUGCUGAGGGAGCUGAUGUCCGACCCGUUACUGGAGCAUUAUGGUGUGGUUGUGAUUGAUCAGGCCCAUGAGCGCACCGUGAGCACAGACCUCCUAAUGGCUGUGCUUCAGGGGCUGCUCCUGCAGCGUGCAGAGCUUCGGGUAGUGCUGCUGUCGGUCACGCCAGCCUCGCACACGCUCCUCACACACUUCAGCAGUGCGGCUCACCUGCAUGUCGAGGCACCAUGCUCACGUGAAGUUCUCUACAGCAUUCGAGGCAGUGCGGAGAACUUCUGUGCGGCUCUGAGACUCGUCCUAGAGGUGCACAAGACCAAAGAGUCUGGGGACAUAGCUGUGUUCCUCGCCUCGGAGCAGGAGGUAGAGUGUGCCUGUAGUCUUCUGGCUAAAGAAGCAUCCAGGUUGAGCAGUCAUCUCAGAGAGCUGGUACCAGUGCCAGUGUGCCCAGGCCAUGCUGGAAUCUGUCCCCCAAUCACACAGCAUCAGAAGAGAGGCAGGAAGGUUUUUCUAUCCUGCAGUCAGUCUGAAGACAUGUUUUGGUCAGUGGACACGGUUAAUUUUGUGAUCGACACUGGAGUCGAGAAGAGAUUUGUGUAUAACCCACGGUUGAGAGCCAGCUCCGAAGUGAUCAGACCCAUCAGUAGAUGUCGGGCAAAGAUCCGGAAAGAGCUGGCUGGACCAGCAGGGAAGUGUUUCUGCCUGUACCCUGAGGAGACGGAGCUCUGUGCUGAGAUUCCUGCUCGGAUCCUAGAAGCAAACCUCACCUCGGCUGUGCUCUUCCUCAAGAGGAUGGAGGUGGCUGGAAUCAGACACUGUGACUUCAUCAGCAGGCCAGAUCCUGAAGGCUUAAUGCAAGCUUUAGAAGAGCUGGAUUAUCUUGCAGCUUUGGAUGAUGAUGGAAACCUUUCUGAGAUCGGGAUCAUCAUGUCUGAGCUGCCCUUAGACCCUCAGAUGUCGAAAGCUCUGUUAGCGUCAUGCGAGUUUGAUUGUGCCAGUGAGGUGUUAACUAUUGCAGCCAUGUUGGCAGCUCCGAGCUGCUUCCUGGAGCCCCCUGUGGGCAUGGAAACGGAAGCCAUGCUGCGUCACAUGAAGUUGUUUCAUCCAGAAGGAGAUCACUUCACUCUGAUCAAUAUCUACAACAGUUAUAAAUGCAGCCAGAGAGAGCCAUAUUUCACGCAGGAGAAGUGGUGUGAGGAUUUCUUUCUGUGCUGCGCAGCUCUGCAGACUGCAGACGCCAUAAGGGCCGAGUUGACUGACAUCUUGAGGAGGCUGGAGCUCCCGAUCUCCGAGCCAGCCUUCGGGAUCAAAUCCAACACGCUCAACGUCAAGCGAGCGCUGCUCUCUGGGUUCUUCAUGCAGAUUGCUCGUGAUGUGGACGGCUCGGGAAACUAUUUCAUGCUGAGCAAUAAGCAUGUGGCACAGCUUCACUGUCGUUCAGCUUAUGGGCACACAGCCAAAGCCCAGAAGCUCGGCCUGCCCGAAUGGGUGCUGUUUCACGAGUUCACACUCUCCAACAGCAACUGCAUCCGGACAGUCACACACAUCUCACCCAAGGCGUUCCUCCAAAUGGCACCGCAGUAUUUCUUCUCCAACCUGCCCCCUAGUGAGUGUAAGGAGCUCCUGCAGCAUAUUCUGGACACCAAGGUGGCUGGGAGUAAAAAGACCGAACAGAGAAUGCAUCCUGUUAUUACAGACACACCAAAAGGACAGGAUUCCCAGUCUUAUGACCGAUGUGUGAUACAGUAACGUGAAAGCGCAUGCCCGAGUCUCGACCCGAACGCUUGAACUGAACCAUUAUCUCUUACUG